Molecule: messenger RNA, 1890 nt
Organism: Leishmania braziliensis MHOM/BR/75/M2904
Lineage: Eukaryota; Euglenozoa; Kinetoplastea; Trypanosomatida; Trypanosomatidae
Exons: 1
Coding region: 1-1890 (629 amino acids)
Biological process (GO): cilium assembly
Molecular function (GO): protein binding
Source: RefSeq, a predicted model, not a curated record
AUGACGGAGCACGAGGACACGCCACGCCUGGAGCUUGAGGCCGCCCUUGGCUUCAGCGGCAACCUUCCUGGAAGUCUGGUCGCCCAUCCCGAUCAGCAGCAUCUGCUCUACGCCCUUGGCGCUUGCAUUGUGAUUCGUGACGCCAACGACACGCAACGCUCCGAGUUCUUCUACGGCCACAACGACAAGAUCAGCUGUCUUACCGUGAGCGUGUCGGGUCGCUACGUUGCAUCGGGACAGGUGACCCAUCCAGGAUUUCAGGCAGAUGUCUGUAUCUUCGACUUUGAGGAGCGCCGCCUCAUCCACCGCAUGCUGCUGCACAAGGUGAAGGUGCAGGCGCUCGCUUUCUCGCCGGACGAACAGUACCUGGUCUCUGUCGGAGGGCCCGACGACAACACGGUUGUUCUGUGGGACGUCAAGACAGGCCGCCCGCUCUGCGGCGCUCCCGCUCACCACACCGAAACGAAGGCCGUCGCCUUCUUCAACAAUAACUCGGAAAAGCUCAUCACUGGCGGCGUCGGCUCGCUGCGCGUCUGGACGGUGGACCUUGAGCUGCGCAAGAUGAAUCCAGUAGACAUUAACAUGGGCAACAUGCGCCGCUCCGUGCAGACGAUCGCGAUCGAGAAGACGGACAAGUACGCGUAUUGUGGUACCACAUCUGGCGACGUCAUAUGCGCCCUACUGCAGCAGGCCAACAUCUUCAAGAUGCAGGGACCACAGAAGAAACUCUCUGGCGGUAUUCUCUCCACCAUACUCACCCACACGGGCGACGUAUUGGUCGGCAGCGGUGCUGGAGAGCUGCAACUGCUCUCGAAGAUCAACCUCACGGUUCAGAAUAGCACCAACGUCAACGGUGGUGUGACGGGACUGGCCCUCAUGGGAGAGAGCUUCUAUGUCGGCACGAAGACAAGCAACUUGUACUUUGUGAAUGGCGGCAACUUCAUGACGCGACUGCGCCUCACCUGCCACAGCGAGGCGGUGCAGGACGUUGUCUUUCCCCAUGGCUUCAGCUCUGUCUUCGCUACCUGCUGCGAUACCGACAUCCGCGUCUGGAAUGCGAACUCGUGCACGGAGCUGCUGCGGAUUGAGGUUUCGAACCGGACGUGCAACUGCCUGCAGUUUAGCCGCGACGGCUCGCUCAUCAUCUCUGGCUGGAGCGACGGCCGUAUCCGGGCCUUUGGCCCGCAGUCUGGCAAGCUCGUCUUCUCCGUCGCCGACGCGCACAAGGUAGAGCAGGGGACCCGUAGCCACAAGGUUGGCGGUAAGGCCGGGGUGACGUCGGUGUGCGCCGACUACACCGGCCGCCGCAUCAUCACCGGCGGCUCUGACGGCCUCGUGCGCGUCUGGGCUAUCCACGGCACUAACUGCACGCUGGAAGCGUCCAUGAAGGAGCAUAAGACGGCUGUGAACGACAUUGUCAUCUCGCACGAUGACACCGAGUGCGUGACCGCCAGCGACGACGGCAGCUGCAUCGUAUGGGAUCUCACUCGCUACCUCCGGCGCAACAUCAUGUACCGUCAGACCUACUUUCGGAGCUUGGAGUACUACGUUGAUGAUAGCCAACUGAUCACGUGCGGCAGUGACAAGUGCAUUGCCUACUGGGACUCCGUCGACUGCCACGCCAUUCGCGAGGUACCUGGCAGCCGCACCGCCGAGCUGAAUUCACUGUCCCUGUCGCCUGAUGGUCGGUUCUUUGUGACGGGCGGCAAUGACCGAAUCGUGAAGGUGUGGGACUACGACCGCGGCGAGUGUAUCGCAGUGGGGCUCGCACACAGCUGCAGCAUCACCAAGGUGCGCGUGUCCCCGGACGGCAAGAAGAUUGUGUCCGUUGGCGAUGAGGGUGCCGUCAUGGUGUGGAGCGUUGGCGACCUCGCGAUUGAGGGCCUCUAG